This is a messenger RNA of Aplysia californica (California sea hare), 3838 nucleotides long. Its product is annotated as transcription factor A, mitochondrial. The transcript has 7 exons. The coding region runs from base 29 to 850 and encodes 273 amino acids. The record is from RefSeq and is a predicted model, not a curated record. Lineage: Eukaryota; Metazoa; Mollusca; Gastropoda; Aplysiida; Aplysiidae. Gene Ontology annotation, molecular function: transcription cis-regulatory region binding.
AUGUUUGCCUCCCCACAGGCGCGAGAAAAUGGCUGCGACCAUGGCUAGCGCAGGUCGAAUCUCAAAGCUUGCACAAGUCAUAGGUGCUUUCAAGCAUUUACGGAUUUCCCAAGUCACAGGAAAUCAAAGUGGAUAUGUGCUUCACAGAACCAUAUGGUCUGGGUCUCUUUUUGGCCCUGAAACAGACAAAAGUUCUCCGAGAAUUCCUUUGAGGAAACCAAGGCAGCCUGCUAAUGUGUUUUUCAUUUACAUGAAGAAAGUGGAACCUCAAAUUGUGAGAGGGGAUCCAGGCAUUGGUAGAAAAGAAAUAGUCAGUCGAGCUGCUGCCAUGUGGAGGGAGCUUGAUCCAGAAGAAAAAGCUAAAAUAGCCAUGCAGAGGAAACAGCUGUAUGAAAAAUACAAACAAGAAAAGAAAGAGUACCUGGAAAACAUAACCCCGGAGCAAAUAAGAGAAGAAGAGGCAAAAAAGCAAAAAAAGCUUGCAAAGAAAAUGAAACUGACGAGAAGAUCACUCGGUAUGCCCAGCAAACCCUGGCCACCAUUCAACUGCUUUCUUUCAGAAAAGUUUGGUGAAAGGGAAGAUGAAAGUGUUUCGACAUACUUCAAGAUUUUGAGUGAUCGAUGGAGAAUCCUUGAUGAAAGCGAAAAAGAGAAAUAUAAACAGAUAUCACAUGAUAUGAAAAUCCAAUACCUCAAAGAUAUGGACGCAUGGGAAGGAAAAAUGAUGGAAUACGGCCGCUACGAUGUGCUCCGCAAGUCUACUCUGGAGGGUCUCAAGAAAAAGGACAAAAAAGAACCGAAGAAGAAAAAGAAAGUUCGUUUUGCUGAUGAAGUGGAGGAGUUUUCAUGAGACUUCUCAGAUGCCAAAAGUCAAACAGAUAUUUUGCUAUCACGACCUGGAAAAUUGUAGACGGUACAUGAUAGAAUGUGGUUUAUUUAGAGAGGGGAAAAAAGCUACUAAAAUGUAACUUGACAAUUUUUAAAAACUACAAGAAUGUUGUGUGACUUUGAUGUUUGCUAAAGUCAUGAUGAGUCUUCCAUUUAUCAUCUUUUGACAGGUCGAGUACAUUAUUAAUAAUGUUUAAAAAAUGUUUCUUUUGCGUAUUUUAUCCGCGAAAGUUUCAACAGAAUGACAAUACAUUAUGUACGAAAUGUAAAGUGUGUUCAUCAAGCGAAUUUUCAGGGAAUGUAGCAAUGUUUUACUGUAUAUGAACACAUCUGUUUGGUUGUUAAUUUGUUGCAUUAUUACCUUCUACUGAGAUCAUACCAUCCAGUUUGCUAAGCCCAGGUGAAACUUUUUCUUGAAUUUGUGCUAUUGAUAACUUGUUAGGGUAUGAGUAAGGGUUUGUUCAUUUUGUUCUGGUCUGAAAUUUGAAGUCUAGGUAUUUGAGCAUGAUGUAAGCAAGUUGAAGAUUUUGUGCGUAGUAUUCUGUGUUUGUGAUGUUGAAUGUUUCAUGGUUAAAAUGUUCUAUAUAUAUAAACAGUCUUUAGUGGUGACAUUAAUCAUGUAGAAAAUGAAAAUUUGUCAUGUGAGAUGAAGUCCCUUGUAUGAGAAUGUAUGAUUUAUUUUAUGAGCAAUGGGAUAGUUGUUUUCAUUUUUCAAUGAUAACAAUAGAAUCAUCAGAUUCGAGAAAGUGACAUUUCCCAAUCAAACCAUGUUUGUGUCAGGUAGUUGUUAAUAAGUAAGUGUUUGGAGGGAGAAUAUCUAGCUACGUGUGUAUGUGUAUUAUAUAUCAUAUAUAUAUACAGCAGAGUACCUUAAACCGAAUACGAACAUUGAAAACCCAGCUCAAAGAAUAACUGGCAGUCCCACAGACUUUGGUUUAAGCGGACUCCACGCCAUAGUAUAAUACUAUUAUUACUCAUUUACUGGGGGCAUUAUUUGCUUGAUAGAGUAUGUACAUUAUUUAAAAGGGAAUGUUGUGAAUUCUGCUUGAUUAACUUAUAGGUACGAUCUAAUGUCAACAAUCUGAAAAUUUAGAAUGAUCCUCCAAAAAUAUUGGCAACAGAUUUUCAACCUGCAAAAAUGUUUCACCUAGCACUAGCACUCUUUUCAAGUGUUUUGUUGUAUAUUUCAGAUUGAAAAAUUGAUCUUUCAGUUAAACUACCCACCUUCUAGUGUUCAUUUAUACUUUGAGUCUGCUUUAUUACAUGAUCCUAAAAUGGUUUUGAAAGAGGCCUUAUGUUCUCAGGAUCACGCAAAUUUUGAAGUACAGUCAAACCCUGUUACACCGCCAACCUUGGGACGAGUACAAAGGAGGCAGUACAGUUGGACUGUCAUGCUGCCCUCUUUGAAAUAGCACUGAUUGCCCAAUGUCAAGGGAAAUUAUGGUGCCAUGACUAGAUGAAGGACAAUAUUACAAUAAUGAGCUAUUUCAAAGGAUGCCCAUCAUUACGAAUUUGGCGUAAUCAUUGCAACUUUUUUUUCUAUCUUUGGCAAUUACUAUAGUAACUACCCCAAUUCCGAUUUUUUAAAAAUUUGUUUGCUGUGCAUCUACCCCAUCCCAUUCUCUUGGAGUAUAAGUAUAAGGAAGAAAGUUAAUCAGAUUUAUACGGUUUAUGUCCCAUGCAGCUGACCAAUUUCAACAUAGAAAAACAUUAGUUUUGCCAAAGCCAGGAAUAAGGCAAACAGUUUGACAUGGUGUUAAACAUUCCUGCGCUUUGCAUUGUUGGUGGUGGCCUAAGCUAAUGAGAACAUUUUAUAAAUUGAUCUCUGUUUGAAACAAUCAACUGCGGUGCAUGGCAUGGUUUGUUUUGAUGCACAAUCAGGAUCAAAGGUUUGUUACACAUCCUGUUCGUUUCUUUUGUUUUUACAAGAGUCAAGGAGCUAGUCUCCCCCCACAACCCCUUUAUAUCCAGCUGGCCAAGACCUUUUUCAUCAUGCCUUUGUUUACUUCACAUUCGUCCUUGAACAUUCUACUCCUAUCCUUGAGUCCCCAGGGAAAAAGAUAUUCCAUGGUCAUUUUAAGAAUUCUUGAGUCGCGUUUUUAAUUUUAAUUUUUCAGUAGUUGAAUGCUAAAACAUGUGCUGGUGGGUGGGCAGCCCUGUAUAUUCGUUUGUCUCAAACUUAAUGAGAUGGCCUUCAGGCUUCCUGUAUUUAGCGAUUGCUAGCUUGCAGUCACGUGUGGAAGAAAGCGAGAUUAUCACUCUGCAGCUGCCAAGUGGGCACUGUGCACCAUUUGCAGUGGGUACCUCGGGCAGCUAGUUUACUGAUGAACACUCAUGACAGUUUUGCAGGACAAAUUUAAAUGAACAAGGACCAUACAACUCGGGCAGUAGGUGGAUGGCAGUUUGUAAGGGCAAUAGUGUGUUUAUUAGUUUUUCCUUUUUGUUAAUUGGCAAAACCUAGCAAUAAGCAUGGCUGGCACUGCUUACUACAGGGUUGACUGUAUCAGUGCAAAAGAAAUGUGUUCUGAUUUAAUACAUUCUUCUGCUAAAAAGACAACCUAGUCAAAAGCAAAUAGUCAUAUUUCAUUUGUGAAUAUUUUCUAUUCCCAGUUUAAUUUCAUCUUUGAAUAUUUCUAAAGUGGUCUCAUGAUUCAUGUAGCCAGCAUCUCAUAGUUUUUGUAAUACUUUCUCAUGGAACAAGAACAUUUGCUCCUGGUUGUUUUACGGUGAAUGCAUUUUCAUGCCGAGGUUUUUUUUUUUUACAUCAUGUCUUAGAAAAGACCAUCAAGCAUGUUUCAUGUAUUGCACAAACAAAUGUUUGCUCUCAGUGUUGGACUUGGAGGAUAGGUUGGAAAAAUAAUGGUUGUCGUAGUCCGACAACCCAAUUGUGUAAUAAAUGGAAAUUUAACCUGAGGUCAAGACAGCCUCCUGGUGUCCGUUGUUUGUGACU